This is a messenger RNA of Oncorhynchus masou masou (cherry salmon), 2916 nucleotides long. It is a transcript of the gene heatr4, whose product is annotated as HEAT repeat containing 4. Gene Ontology annotation, molecular function: oxidoreductase activity. The record is from RefSeq and is a predicted model, not a curated record. NCBI's taxonomy places the organism in Eukaryota, Metazoa, Chordata, Actinopteri, Salmoniformes, Salmonidae.
AUGCAGGAUACAUUAAGCAACAUGGAUUUGGUAAAACGCACCAAAUCAAAGGUGGGCUGUCUACAAAAUCUGAAAGGCCAGCAGCUCUACAGACAACUCCUCAACAAUGCCACCUGCAGUCUCACCUUCUCCAAAGAUGUUAUAUGGGAGAUGGGGUCAGACAGUAUACCUUACAGUCAAGCUGACUUCCACUGGCUUUUCAGUGCCUCUGGACCUCUGGCACCAAGUCCCAAGCCAAAGAGCACAGGGAUAAAAUCAAUGAAAGGUAUCCCCCUUCAUCAAUCACCUCAGGAUCCUGCAAAGAAGAGAGGCUUCAGAGACCCUCCCUCUAUGCUCCCUGAAUUACAAAUAUCCCAUCUUGCGCCAUUGACUGCCAAAGACUCCUUUACACUACCUAGCCACCAGGGGGGGCUCUUGGAUUCCUUUAAAAGGACAGGACUACGAGGAGUUUCUAACGUUUACAAUUGUCUCGAGGAAGCAUCUACAGGAGGCAGGGAGGACCGUUUAAAGAGCUGCCACUGGGAUGAGUUUGUGCUAAAGAAGCUGACCAAGACCACAGCCCAGUGGAUAGUGAGUCAACAGAUUCCAAACCAGUGCCAGAAUAAGACUCGGCUACAGUCACUGCUGAGGAGUCAGUAUGGUUCAGCCAGCGCCACAGAUCUAGUCAAUGAGGAGCCCAUGUGUGAGGAGGAUUUCUGCAGUUACCAAGAUCUCCACAAGCAGACUGAGAAGCAGCAGGCUCUUCAGAGCAGCAAGGCUGAGACACCUCUUCCAGUAUACUACAGGGUGCAGGGCUACUCUCUUCCCCCUGCAUGUUCUGAUGAGCCUGGGGGUAUGAACCAGACUGCCAACACUGUAGCAGUCAAGCACAUUGAAACCCCUCAACCUCCUCGUCUUCAGGAUAGCCUCAACCCCCGUGCUGGAAGCCAUGUCUUGCACACAGAGAAUAACUUUGAACAGGAGAUAUUUUCUGGAAUAGCCAAACAGGUACAUCAGCGAGAUCCACGGAACCACGAUCGCAUCAUCAUGGACAACAAUUCAGAGUACCAAAAGAACCUUCAAGACUUUUUCCCCUGUGGUCCAGAUAAGUGGACAAAGGCUUCAGCAGAAACCAUGCACAAUGAGACACAAGGAAUGCGACGGGUGGAGAAAGGCACUCGGCGGUGGGUGGACCUGCCUACCACUGCUGACUAUGCCACAGAGUUGGGUCUGAGACCUCCUGACUACAGCGGGAAGGACACAGAGGUGCCCAGACAGCAACCCCACUACAACCCUAUGGCCGAGCUCUCCUCCUUACGUUACGCAGUGGAGGGAUGGAGGAGUGCCUGGAAGAUCAAGAUCACCUGGCAGAGUGUGACUAUUGAAGGGUUGAAGAGGGCCCUUAAAGACCUGCACUACCACGUUCGUCUGUCAGCCAUAGCCACUUGUGCAUCAGGGGCAGUGAACAGACCGAGGGAAAAGCAACAUCCCACUGAUGCAGGUCAGUAUGGCCGUGUGUGGGACAUCCAGCCAGUUCCUCAGGAGCUCCAGCCUCUUCUUCUCCUGGCUCUGGACGACCCUGUGAAGAGAGUUCAGAUGGCAGCAGCAGUGUGCCAGUACGCCAUGGGGACGCCAGACUCCCGAGCCCGCGUAAUCCUCCGCAAUGCACUAUAUCAAGACUCUGCAGGUGUAGGUGCAGACAGCUGGGUGGCAGCACAGUGCCUGGCCGUGGAGGGGGAUUACAGUCGGCCAGUCAUUCAGAGACUUCUCUCCCAGCACUUUGUCAGUGAGGUUCACACAGAUAAUAAACAGUCAGCCGCUCUACUUGCCAGCAUCAGUAGCAAGACAACUCUAGUUCGCUCUCUGCUGGCUGAGGAGUUGAAUUGUGCCAACUGGAGGACCAGACUCUUGGCUUGCAACGCUAUCUCCCAAUUGAAAGGACCAAUUAAUAAGGACCUUGCAAACAAGUUGAUCUACCUGAUGUGGAAUGACUGGAGUGGUAACGUGAAGCAGGCUGCAGCCCAGGCCCUGGGGAAACUAGGAAUGGGAAGAGAUGUGCACAACGAGCUGAGAAUGAAGCUUGAGGAAGGUCCUGCCUCCUGGAGGGUGGAGGCUCUCAUCCUCAUAGCUCAUCUACAGAUCAUGACUGCCAAGCUGCUGCCACCCUUCCUGAAAUGUUUCAAUGACAACUUUGUGGCCGUGAGGAAACAGGCCUGUCUGACUGCUGCAGCUCUAAUUAUGAAGUACAGCAUGGUCUUGAAUCAGCUGAUUCAGCUAACACAGAAUGACCCAGCAUGGGAGGUUAAAGUUGUUGCAAUCAGUGCUUUAGGGAAGAUAGGUUGCCUCACGCCGACCCUCCAGGACCACCUCCUCUGGGCUUUACAUCAUGAGGAGAAACCCCAGGUACGCAUCGCCGCCUGCCAGGCCCUAAAGAUCCUUAAAGUGAAGGGACCAGAGCUGCAGAACCUCCUACAGGAACGGUUUGUACUGGAACCCCACCCCCAGGUCCAUAGGCAUAUACAGGGGCUCCUCAAAAACUAUGGCUACAGUAUUGAUGGAGACAGGGGCAUGGUCCACAAAAUCAAAGAUCAGGUUCAGAGGCUAUGCACCAAGAGCAUCAUCACAGACAAAGUGCUGUUGAUGGAGGAGCUGGAGAACAUGUACCAGCAACAGAGGAAGUAUCUGGUAAAUGGGAGCCGGCCGGACACUACACCAAUAUCACAGCUGCUGCAGGAACGCUACAAAAGAAUUAAACAUUGCCCUUCCACAGUAAGGCCGACUCACUCCUCAGAUUCCUCUGUGACUCAGUCCUCCUCUAAAUGCACGCUUGAAUCAAGCCCUGUCAACAAAUCCUCAUCUGCUUAUCAAGAUCAUCAGCACUCAUCGUGUGACAGUGGAGAAACUUCAGCACUCCAAGAAAAUGAAGAUAAUAUUUAA